Messenger RNA from Manacus vitellinus (golden-collared manakin), 4185 nucleotides. Its product is annotated as melatonin receptor type 1C. Gene Ontology annotation, molecular function: melatonin receptor activity. Bases 1 to 1650 code for a protein of 549 amino acids. The record is from RefSeq and is a predicted model, not a curated record. Gene Ontology annotation, cellular component: membrane. Gene Ontology annotation, biological process: G protein-coupled receptor signaling pathway. The transcript has 3 exons. NCBI's taxonomy places the organism in Eukaryota, Metazoa, Chordata, Aves, Passeriformes, Pipridae.
AUGGGUUUGCCUCGGGGGUGGCUGGCUGGGAGCGGAGCCGCGGGGCAGCGGGAAACACAGGCAGAGGGAAAUACGGGCAGAGGGAAAGACGGGCAGAGGGAAUCCUUCAGCUACUCGGAAAACGUCCGAGGGCGGGAGCGUCCCGGCAGCAGCGCAGGCUGGAGGCGCUCCCGGCCGGCCGGGAGGGUGAUAUGGGCGGGCGGGCGGGCGGGCAGGGGGUUGGCGGGGCCGGUCGGCCCGAGCGGCCGUCGGCGAGUCCCCCCCGGGGGUUGCGGGGGGUCCCCCCGCCCCGCGCUUGCCGGCGCGGCCGCGCGGGGUGGCGCCAUCGGCCCGGGAGCGGCGCGAGCCCCCGCGCACCGCGAGCCCCCGCCCCGGGCAGGGCGGCGGCGCCGCGGGAGAGGGGGGCGGCGGGGUAGCGCCCCGGGACGGCGCCCGCGCGGGGCCUGGGGUGCGCUCCUCCCCGCGCCGGCCCGGCGGGGAGCAGCUGCCGUUCGGGGCGGGAGGAGGAGGGAAGGGGCCCGGGGCGGCUGGGGCGGCGCGGGCAGAGGCGCGCAUGAGCCGGCCGGGAGCAACGGGAGCUGCCCGGGCUGCCGGCUGGAGGGGGCCGGCGGCGGGGGCCGCCCGGGCCUGGCGGGCGCCGUGCUUAUCUUCACCAUUCGUGCGGGCUGCCGUCGGGUUCCCGGCUCGCUCUCUGUCCGUCCCGUCCCGCUGCUGCUGUCCUCCGACUUUUCGAAACUUCUGUCCCCCAGAGGCAGCUGCACGUGGAGGAGCCCGAACUCAGGCAACAUCUUUGUCGUCAGUUUGUCCGUCGCAGACCUUGUGGUUGCAGUUUAUCCAUACCCUCUGAUCUUGAGUGCCAUCUUCCAUAAUGGAUGGACCAUGGGAAAUGUCCACUGCCAGAUAAGCGGGUUCCUGAUGGGCUUAAGUGUCAUCGGGUCCAUUUUCAACAUCACGGCGAUCGCAAUCAACCGCUAUUGCUACAUCUGCCACAGCCUUCGGUACGACAAGCUCUUCAACCUGAAGAACACCUGCUGCUAUCUCUGCCUGACCUGGAUACUCACGGUGGUGGCCAUUGUGCCAAACUUCUUUGUUGGUUCCUUGCAGUAUGACCCCCGGAUUUACUCCUGCACCUUUGCCCAGACGGUGAGUACGUCCUACACCAUCACAGUGGUGGUCGUUCACUUCAUCGUCCCGCUGUCCGUCGUGACGUUUUGCUACCUACGGAUCUGGAUUUUAGUGAUUCAGGUCAAACACCGGGUGAGACAAGACUGCAAGCAGAAGCUCAGAGCAGCUGACAUCCGGAACUUCUUGACUAUGUUUGUGGUUUUUGUCCUUUUUGCUGUGUGCUGGGGACCAUUAAACUUUAUUGGCCUUGCCGUUUCCAUUAAUCCUUCAAAAGUGCAGCCACACAUUCCAGAAUGGCUUUUUGUCCUGAGCUAUUUUAUGGCCUAUUUCAACAGCUGCCUCAAUGCUGUGAUCUAUGGGCUUCUUAACCAGAAUUUUAGGAAGGAGUACAAAAGGAUAUUGCUGACACUGUGGACUCCCAGGUUGCUGUUCAUCGACGUGUCCAAGGGCGGGACAGAAGGGAUGAAAAGCAAGCAUUCUCCAGCCAUAACAACCAACAACAACCACGCUGAAAUACACUUAUGAGUCAGGACAUACUAUUUAUUCUGGAUUACAAUUGUAUAUAUAGUAUAUAAGAGCCUUUCUAGCUGUGUGCAUUGCACAGCUGGUGUUGCCUGGCCCCUCGUGCAAGGAAGGAGUCUGCUACCUUUCAUGCUUAGCUUCCUGCUGCAGCAUCAAGGCUUCGAGUGAGGAAUGUCAGAAUGGAAAGGACUGAUUUUUUUUUCAUGUGCCGUCUUUCACUGUGUGCCUCAUUAAUAGGUUUGGUUGCUUUUGCCACAAGCAUGCCAAUACCCCAAAAGGGAAGCGUUCAGAGUGCAUGGAGAAAUGCAGUUAUGCUUGAAAUGCAACCUUCAGGAGACAGCAAAAUUGCCAUUUAUUACACGUAAACCUUUCUCCCCUCCCUCUGAAUUCUAUUUUUCUAGCAUUAGCUUAACCCAUACUAUAUAAACUGAAGUUUAAACUGCAUGGCUUUUUACCUUUUAGUUAGGUAAAGGCUGUAUUAGCCAGCAGGCAUACGUAUGGGCCUGGUGACUUCCACUGUGUGUGCGCGUUCACUUCCCUUUUUCUUUCCUCUUAAGAUUUAGAAGCAAGCCUGGACUAGAUGUGAGGCAGGCAGAAUCCAGACCAGUGAGUGUCUGAUGCACUCAUUUUAAUUGAAUAUCUACAAAUAUUAAGUACCCUUGCACUCUCCUUCCCAGGCCAUGAGUAAGAAUACAACGUAUGACAUAAUCUAAUUGCAGGAAGAUACUUGGAGCCUGAUUCUAAUUUAGGCAGUAUCCUGUCAUAGCCAGCAUUCAUUCCAAAUGUCUCUUACAAGUCACUGCUACAUGAACAUCAUAAAAAAAAAAAAAAGAACAUAGCAGAGUCCCAUCUGUGUAAUGCAGAUGCUGGCUUUUAGGUUCCAGUACCAUUUACACUUGGAGGAAAAGGGAGAAGGGGAAGGCAAUGUUCCAAAAAUCCUUGCUUUUGCCCACCACAGAACAUGAAUUUGCUGUGGGGAGAAAAAGUGGACUUUUUUUUUAUUUUAUUCAUGUAUAAAACUGUAAUUAACGCAUGGAACUGGGAGACAAAAGCUACUUAAGCAUAAUUAUGCAUCAAUUCUGUUAAAGCCUGAAGUGUGCUAUCUGUAUGAUUGGAAACAAUGUCCUGAAGUGCUGGGGAGUCCACUAUCAUGUUAGAAACAAACACAUGGGCAAAGAUAAGGCUAUUUCUUUAAUGGAGCGUGUGUGAUGGCAGCUCUCUGUAAAUAUGAUGACUUCUUUGUUUUCUUAGUUUCAUUGUGAAUUCAUCUCUUUAUGCUUUUAAAUAUGUGGAUCUUGCUUUGAAACUGUCCCAUAAGAUCAACAGGUAAAACUCCCCCUGGUGUAACUGUGCCUUCAGGCUAGCACACCUGACUUAGUGCAGGUGCACCGAGUGGCACAGUGGGGAGAGGAGCAGGUCUGAGCCCCCGGCGAGGACAGCAGGCAGCCCUGCCCCUGGUUGAAGACAGUGGUCUUUUCUCUUUGGUUCUAGUCAAAGCAGGACUAGUUCCCAGGGCUGAACCCUGAAACACUUGAGACCAGACUUUGCAGUAUCAUGUAGGCACCUGGAGAUGGAGGCACGUAGGAUUUCCCAAACCCCUGGCCGGGCUGUGUGCCUAAUCCACAGUGAAGAUAGCGAGCCAUUUGUGCGUUGCUUGCUUAAAGCAACUUGCUGCUGAAUGUUUGUUCUGCUGAUUUUUGGGGGGAAGAGGAGUUGAGAGAAGUUAAGCCCCUUCAGUAAGUGGGCCAAGAAACUCUGCAUGAGUUCUACAGUGUGCCUGCUGCCAUGUGGGGUCUCUGCAGUACCAGGGGGGUCCCUGCAUUUGUAGAGCGCCCUGGCACUUUAUGAAGUUUCAAACUUGAACAUCUCAGCCACUUCAGAUGAUUGUUGUUUUAAAAUGCACUGCAGCCAGCCUCCCAUAAUAGGAAUCAAACAGAGUUCUGUUUUGGCCUCUUAAUAUGCCUGAGCAUGGCCAAAUAAAGGUAUUUUGACCCUCAGAAAAAAACAUGGUCCGUUCGCCUUCCAGAAAAACCACCCUGGGUGAAUUCACACCAUUCCAUGCAAGCAAAAUCAUUUGGAGUUAAACUAGGAUAAGAAAAGCACUGAGGAAUCCAUAACUGCAGGGAGUGUUUGUCCUGUUUCGCCAGGGAGAUGUCCUGUGUUCCAUGACUAGUCUUCAAAGUCAUUUGCAAUUAGCCACGACAGUGUUAGUUAGACUCACAUUAGCAAAUAAUUUGAGGCAUCUAGCGCCAAGGGAAACGUACUCCUUUAAGACAAUCAUGAAGAAUCUUGUGCAUGUUUGCCAAAUAUCUCAGAUACCCCAAAACUGGGGUUUCAUCUUUAUGGAUCCUUGUCUUUUUAACUGAAUGUUCAGUGAAGGCAAUGUGGUUUGUUUUUUUUUUUUAAUUUAAGCUUGUAUUUGCACUAUUUCUUAUUCAGGCUCCGAAGUAACAGCCAGCAAGUAUUUGAACCAAACCAAGUCCAAAGAGGUCCCAAACAGGCAAGCUGUGAGAGUCCCUGCUACACCUGGUAGGAAGG